UUCAGGUUGGCGAUCGGGCGGUCUCAUUCGCCGCUGGAAGGUUGCUGCAACGGCAGCUAGUCUCUCUCUCUUCCUCUCUCGUUCCAGGACGUUGCUGUUGCUUUUUUUGGUGGAUGUUGGUUGACCCUUACAUACUGCAGCAACAGCAGCUAGCAGUGGUCUCUGGUUUGUCGGGAAAGACUGGUAGCAGUGGUUGCUCGCGUUUAUAGCAGCUCACGUGUAUGUCCAAAAGGACUCCAGGCAAUUCUGGAACUCUGGAAAAAAAAUAAGCCGAUUUUCCGUGAAGUGGGAGGCCAAUCGGAGGAGCCUCUGACCGACAUAUUCCACUUCUGCAGGACUCGAACUUUGCCAUUCUUCGACAGGAGGUAGUAGACCUCCUUUGGAGAACCCUCAAACGACUCAGGAACGAUUCUGGAGGUACUACUACCCAGUUUCCUAUUGAGCGUUUAGAAGAAGGAGAAGACGACUAAGAAGAAGAAGAAGCAGGAAAAGAAGGAAAAAACUCUCUCGAGAAAGAAGAAGAAAACGAAGAAGAAGAAGGAAAACAAACAGCAGACAUGAAACCCUCAUUAACAUUCCUCCUCCUGUCGAGCGUCCUGCUCUCAACAGCCAUGGCCGCGCCUUCGAAGAAGUCGGCUGACGACCUUGUGGAAGACCCUCCUCCUGAGGAAUCCACAACACAGCCGCCUCAGGAGAUCCACAGCAGAGCCGUCGGUAAGGUGGACAAGGCCAACGGCUUCUCGUGGAUCGCCAUAGGCGUCUUCGGCGCCUUCGUCAAGUACAUGGCGUACCACUUCAUCUCCAAGAACUCGGAAGGCGGUGGAGGAGGGGCGAAGCGAUCCGUCGAAGACACAAUCCUGGACCUGUCGAGGAUCUCGGCGUGCCUGACGAGCGAUCCCGAGGGGGAUGUCCUCUCCAACUUCCACCUGCACUGCUUCUUCCCCUCCCACUUCAGCAAGAGGGACAACGACAUCAUCUCCGGAGUCAUCUGGGGGAGCUCGCGGAAGGAGCCGGUGGAGUUGAGUCUCAUCCGGCGGGGGGAGGACCUGAGGAAGGAGCGGAGCCAGCGGCGGUCCAGGGAGGCUUCGGAGGAAUCCGAGGAAGGGAGGGCCCGCAGAGUGCGACGCAAAAAGCCUGCUGGGACCGAGAUCUCCCUGCUAGCCAUUGCCGCCUUCGGGGCGUUCUUCUUCUUCUUCGCCUACUUCAACAUUACGAAGUACCUCGCAGGAGGAGGAGGAGGGGGCGGCAGAGAAGGAGGAGGAGGAGGUCAAUUCCUCUCCCCAGGCCCCAUGGUCGAGUACCUGGGGGAAGUGGCCUCCAUUCUCCAGUGCCUUCAGGAAGAAGAUUUCAUUUCUCAGUUCCCAUGUUUUUGAUCCGGCUCGGAGAGGAUUAUUCCUGUUUAGGUUCGAAGGAGGAUUUCAUUCAUAUUGGAGGAACGUUUGUGAUGACAUUGAUAAAUCUAGUGUCAGUUUAAAUUUGGUUUGUUAAAAAUAUUGGAUGAAUGUUCCCAGUGACAAUGGAAAUAACUUUUUAUCAGAAUUUUAAUGGAAGAAUGUUCCCAGUGAGAUAGAGGCACUUUCUUCAGUAGAAUUCGGAGAAUGAUUGUCUCGGCUUACUGAAAUCAUGUUCUUGAUCAUGAUAGCAAAAGGGAAAAAGACUGUCAGUUGAAAAUUUAGAUUUUCUUGUGGCUCAGUGAAAUAGAUGAGGUCAAAAAUCACAUCUCAAUCAGAUUUAAUCAUAGACUUAUUGUAUAUUAUUAUGAGUGUCAAUAAUCCAGUAGUAACACAGGUUUUCUACCAAGAGUUACCUGUUGAUAAACUGAUUCUUCAAGACUAUUUUAUUUUUCAGGGAAUUUGAUAAGUACAUAUGCAUUUAAAUCAUGAAAGACAUGUUAUCAGAACUAUGGAAGAAUUCUUUCUUAGUAAGAUGCUGAAUGAAGAGACUAAAUAAAUAAAGUUUCAAGGAAAUGUAUUUACUAAGUAACUUACUGAAGUCAUCACAGGAUUUCCUAUGUAGAAACGAAGUCAAGUCUUUGGGAGAAAUAGUCUUAAGGAAGACUCGACGUCUGUCUCAACUUAGAACCCAACUUGCAGUCUUCAGAUAAUUGUUUUAAGUGAAUUAUAUAAGGUGCCUGUCGAUUCUCUUAGUUCUUUCUCCAUUUAUUCGUUGUUUAUCUUUUCUCUGGCUGUCCUUUUUGUUUAUCAUAAUUCAUCAAUUAUUUAUAUAUAUCAUCAGUGUCAUCUAUUGUUAAAUGUCUCAUAUACAAUCUGUUAUGUUGUUGAUUAAGGUCAUGGUUCAUUGCUGAUUGUGUAUCUAGCAUAAACAAAAAAAACAACAGCAAAAUCAAUUAUACUUGUUACUUUGCAUUCACUGUGAAAUUGACAUUAAACUA
Molecule: messenger RNA, 2392 nt
Organism: Macrobrachium nipponense
Lineage: Eukaryota; Metazoa; Arthropoda; Malacostraca; Decapoda; Palaemonidae
Exons: 3
Coding region: 558-1373 (271 amino acids)
Source: RefSeq, a predicted model, not a curated record